Scaptodrosophila lebanonensis is the source of this 1393-nucleotide messenger RNA. RefSeq names its product F-box/WD repeat-containing protein 4. Gene Ontology annotation, molecular function: protein binding. Lineage: Eukaryota; Metazoa; Arthropoda; Insecta; Diptera; Drosophilidae. Gene Ontology annotation, biological process: SCF-dependent proteasomal ubiquitin-dependent protein catabolic process. The transcript is spliced from 3 exons. Bases 138 to 1376 code for a protein of 412 amino acids. Gene Ontology annotation, cellular component: SCF ubiquitin ligase complex. The record is from RefSeq and is a predicted model, not a curated record.
UCGAUUACAAAUUGUAGGCUAUUCUUUAUUUACCUAUUGUAAAUAAAAUGUGGGAUACGCUGAUAUGUACUUCAAAGGGAAGCAGAUAACCCUGGAUGCAAACAUAUGUUCCUUUCUAGAGUGAUAAUACCUGAAGCAUGAAGCUGGUCGAUGUUAACAUGGAUUGCCUGCUGGCCAUUUUCAGCUACUGUGCUGAAGAAGACCUUAUAAAUCUGUGUCAGGCUAAUAAUUUCCUUCGUGAUGUAAUCGAUUUCCAUAUUUUUUCUAAUUUGACUAAAGAUUUGUUGCUGUGUGGUCACCGAAAUUUUAAUUCCGCCGCCGUACAAAGAAAUCACAUUGGCUUGAGAUACUGGGAGCGGUUACGAGUGGCACGUAACUGGAUGAACGGCACCUACAUUGAAUGUCAUUAUUUCCACCAUAAACAAAUGUUUCCUGCUAAGCUCUAUCUGGAAAGCAAAUUUUUAUAUAUCACCUACGCCAACCACUUACGAAAAUAUCGACGGUCGGGCACUGAAGCAUUGCAUCAUCGCUAUGAUAAUGAAAUAACCACUAAAACAGCAAGCGACAUUACCGACUUUGUAAAGAAACAUAACACUAUCUUCGCAGGACGCGUAUGUGGGUCUUGUUUCAUAUGUUCAGAUAUCAAUGGUUGCAUUGACAAAGGAGAAGAACACAAAAUGCACCAAGCUCUCGAAUAUUUAUAUUGCGUGGACUUUGCAGAAAAGGAUGAUUUGUUUGUGACGGGCAGCGACAAAUGUUGUAAGCUCUGGCAUCGUACUGUGGAACUAGAAAUGUCUAAUUUCGAAUUAAUUAUGAAAUUUCAACAUGGAUUUAAGUCUCUUAAAUUAAGUAACGAUGGCCAUUGGCUUUAUGGCGGCCUUUAUACAGACAUCAAUCGCAGAGCGGUGCGUGCCAUAAAUGUUGUAAGCGGAAAAGAUUAUAUUCUUAACUCAAAUACAAUUUCUGUGUACGAUCUUAAAGUAAAGGAUGAGAACGUAAUUUUUACAGCAAAUUUCGACACCACAUUCCGCAUGUACGACCUACGCCUUGAUCGAGAUGUAGGUAUAUGGGAGGAUCCUUUUGACUCAUCACUUUAUUGCCUUGAAUAUGAUGGAUUGUACGGGGUAUUAUGCGGCGCAAAACAUCAUAGCCGCGUUAAUUUGUAUGACAUUCGUGUGCCUGGAAAAUAUGUGCAGUUGUACUUUCCCAGUCGCACUCGACUUCACAACAGUAGCUCACCAGUCUAUAGCCUUACCUGUGAUAACAGGUAUUUGUUUGUGGCGACGGAUCACAAUUUGCGUGUCUUUGAUUUUAAAGUUGCCUGUGGGAUUCAAAGAGAUUACAGCAACAUAUACACUUCAACUACAUACAAAUAAAAUUUAACGAUUUAACA